Messenger RNA from Didymodactylos carnosus, 225 nucleotides. Lineage: Eukaryota; Metazoa; Rotifera; Eurotatoria; Philodinida; Philodinidae. The record is from the annotation of a GenBank genome assembly.
AUGGAUUCACGUCGUAAAGGUGAUCUAAUACGAACAUUACUCGAACAGAAAUUAAUCAAUUGGCAAUCUAAAGAACAGUUUGAUAUGUCUGACACUGAUUUAAGUUAUAUUGAAUUUGAUCAGACACUAGAUGGUCUUCGCUUAGAAAAUGUUCGAUUAGACAACCCUAAAUUUGUUAAUUUGCAUUUAAGUAAAUGUGUAACUUAUUUAAAAAUUCAAUUUUAA